AUGCCUAGGUCUUUGGCUAAAGUUUCGAGAGCUUCAAUUUCUGCAUUCUUCAGGGAAUUAUGCUACAACCCUAGAAAUACACAUAGAGCUCAUCUAGAAAAGAUAUAUGAUGGCCUUUUAGAACCGUGUCUGGCGAAUAAAUCCCACUACGUCCGUGGCACCCAUAGUAGUCUAUCCACCGUACAGGUUCAAUAUCACGAUUACUCCAAUUUCGCUAUUCCCGACUUUUUUUCUGGCCUUGGAUACGUCCUCGCCCAUCUCCAUCCGUGCCAGUCGUCCUACAACCUGAAAUCCCUUACCCAACUACUCAGCCAAUACUCUGAAUGGUGCCGUAUCUCUGCAUUGCUCCUUGAGGUGAACCCGCCAACGGUCGUCCAGCUUCUCUGGUCCAUGAAAUGUCGUAGAUUCAGUCUCGCGUCAAGCGUAGCAGCAGGCAGGGGUGAUGGGCGCGAGGACGUCCGGGAGGAACGCGUCAAGUCACUCGAGGCCGUCUGGCACGAUCCGUUGACAAAUCCUACUCCUGUGCAGCAGAAACACGCGCUGGAAGGGACGUGCAAAAUAGUGGAUCCAUCCGCCGAACUUUUUGGUACACCGUGGGGGCACUGCGGUGAAAGCGUAUCCUUUGCUUCACUCUUCGAAACAAUCCAUAGCGCGUCGCCGCUUGCCACCCUCGCGUUAAGCGUCAAAUCGAUGACCUGCAUGAUUCCAGGAACGAAUAUCGUCCCGGUUCAAGUCAUUCCGCAUCUCAAUCGCUUCUCCGAUAUCGUCGAGGUCCUUCGUGUUUCUGGAUCAUUACGUCCGAUGUGUCUCAACUGUCAACAUCUGGCGAGGGGGAGAAUCAAAGACUACGCUUAUUCUUUUAUGGCAGAGGAUUAUUGCAUCCACGCUGCAAUGUAG
Molecule: messenger RNA, 897 nt
Organism: Guyanagaster necrorhizus
Lineage: Eukaryota; Fungi; Basidiomycota; Agaricomycetes; Agaricales; Physalacriaceae
Exons: 5
Coding region: 1-897 (298 amino acids)
Source: RefSeq, a predicted model, not a curated record